CUGAAAAGUUAAAAGCAAAGAAAAGUAACAAUGGGAUAAACAAAAUGGAUAAGCAACGAAAUAAAUUAACAGCUGCAAUUCAACAUUUGUCUGAUAAAGAGGUUCCAGCAGCCAAUCACCUUAUUACAACUAUGCGUUAUCCAAAAGGUGGUUUAAAUGAAGGAAAUAUUCUAUCACCAUAUCUUCAAAACAAAGCAUAUGAUUAUAUUACUAAUAGUUUUUAUAAGCAUAAUGAAUCUUUAAAGGAUGCAAAUAAUCAACUAGAGUUGGAAAACAGGAGGCUUCACAAUCAAACAGAAAAGUUAAUUGGAAGGACAAAAUCACUUGGAGCUCAAAUAAGAUUCAAUCUCUUUUUAUGA
Entrophospora candida is the source of this 359-nucleotide messenger RNA. The record is from the annotation of a GenBank genome assembly. NCBI's taxonomy places the organism in Eukaryota, Fungi, Glomeromycota, Glomeromycetes, Entrophosporales, Entrophosporaceae.